Messenger RNA from Coregonus clupeaformis (lake whitefish), 774 nucleotides. RefSeq names its product serine/threonine-protein kinase pim-3-like. The transcript has 5 exons. Gene Ontology annotation, molecular function: protein serine/threonine kinase activity; ATP binding. The record is from RefSeq and is a predicted model, not a curated record. Gene Ontology annotation, biological process: negative regulation of apoptotic process; regulation of mitotic cell cycle; protein autophosphorylation. Gene Ontology annotation, cellular component: cytoplasm. Bases 1 to 774 code for a protein of 257 amino acids. NCBI's taxonomy places the organism in Eukaryota, Metazoa, Chordata, Actinopteri, Salmoniformes, Salmonidae.
AUGGGGAGCAUGCUGGGUAAAGGAGGAUGUGGGUCCGUCUAUGCCGCCAUGCGCAAAAGUGACGGCCAACAGCCUGGGAGUGCCUUGUCCCUGGAGGUGGCCCUGAUGCAGAUCAUCUCGCGGCCCCCGUCCUGCUGCUACGUGCUGGGCCUGCUGGAAUGGUUUGAGGAGGCUGAGCAGUUCAUCUUGGUGCUGGAGAGGCCGUAUCCCUGCAUGGACUUGUUCAACUUCAUCGAGGAGCUGGGCGGCCGGGUGGACAAGUGUCUGGCCAGGACCAUCAUGAUACAGGUGGUGCUGGCUGUUCGGCACUGCUGCGUCCGGGGGGUCCUGCACCGAGACAUCAAGGCUGAGAACCUGCUGGUGCAGCCAGACAACCUGUGGGUCAAGCUCAUCGACUUUGGCUUUGGAGACCUGCUGAGAGAAUCGUCCUAUAGAGACUACUCAGGUACAGAAGAGUACUGUCCUCCAGAGUGGGUGCUGAGUGGUGUGAACCAGGGCCGCCACGCCACCAUCUGGUCACUGGGGGUACUGCUCUACGGCCUGGUGUGUGGGCGCCUGCCCUUCAACAAGGAGGCUGAUAUCAGCGCUGGGCGCCUGCGCUUCAAAAAGGGCCUGACUAAAGGUGUGGGGGGAGACGUGCUGUUGCUAUGUACCAAGUGUGAGGAGUUGAUCAGCUGGUGUCUGCAGCGGGAUCCCACUAAGAGGCCUGUUCUGGAACAGAUCCUCCUCCACGACUGGAUGGCUGAGGGAGAGGUGACCCAGGGGGAGGGUUGA